Molecule: messenger RNA, 1020 nt
Organism: Colletotrichum fioriniae
Lineage: Eukaryota; Fungi; Ascomycota; Sordariomycetes; Glomerellales; Glomerellaceae
Source: RefSeq, a predicted model, not a curated record
AUGUCGAUAGCAAUCUGGCCUCCGGUGACCCCAGAGGAGCUGAUAAAAGGGAAACAGGAAUGCCUCGCCCGCGAGCUAGAAUGGAUCGUCGUAGAAACACAUGCGAUCCUCAAGGACAUCCGCCACGGCCUGCAGGACUGCUAUGCUCUCCUGGCGCCCAUCGACCCGGGAAGCACUCUCGUCAUGAGCACGCAGCGUAACGAGCGCGUAAAGGGGACAGUGACCCGGGUCGGCACGCGAAUAAUCAAAGGCGACGACUUCGAACCUGCGGCUAACACCUCCAAGACAAUUCACCUCCAGCUCAAGACCCUCCCAACGCAAACCCUGAACCUCGACGCCUCGCACCCAGUCCACAUCGCGGCUCUCGAAACGAUCCACACCCACCUAACAGAAUGCCUCGACCUCCUCUCCCUAACAGAUACGCCGAGCCCUUCCAAUAACCCAUCCCAGCUCGCCGCCCAGCUGCGCAUCAUCGCCGCCUCCCUCAACGAGUCCUCUUCUCUCCUCAAGGGCCCGGCUCUGAACGAAAUCGACCAUAGUUGGCAGACCGACUCCUGUCCGCCCGUCCACUUCACCCCAUCCCUUGGGCCAAAUAUCAGCGUCCACCUGGGUCUUCAGGAAUCGAGCUUGGUGCUCUGGCUGCGCGCCCUCGAACCCGUCGAUUCGCCGGUACACUUUGGGACCAAGCUCGGGCUCGCACUAGGGACGGUCCGAAGACUGGAACACGACGAGAUGGACCGCCCUUUCCGGUUCACGUAUAGCACUGUAACCGAUGGCGGGCUGAAGCAUAGGCAUGGCACGGCGCAUCCGAGGAGUAGUGGGAGCAGCCCCAGCGGGCUGGGUACGCCCUCCAGUAACGGAGAAGCUACGGAGGUCUUCGUCAGGGAAAAGGUGCGGGUUGAGAGCCUACCAGAUCCCAAUCUCAUGUCUCUGUCUGCCAAGUUGGUUGCCUUGGGCCACACGCUGGCCAGCGCUAGGAGGAACCUGGCAGCUGUCAUGGGUGAGGAGUUUGACGAGUGA